Messenger RNA from Penicillium chermesinum, 1125 nucleotides. RefSeq names its product tRNA maturation protein LHP1. Gene Ontology annotation, cellular component: nucleus. Gene Ontology annotation, molecular function: mRNA binding. Bases 1 to 1125 code for a protein of 374 amino acids. NCBI's taxonomy places the organism in Eukaryota, Fungi, Ascomycota, Eurotiomycetes, Eurotiales, Aspergillaceae. The transcript is spliced from 3 exons. Gene Ontology annotation, biological process: RNA processing. The record is from RefSeq and is a predicted model, not a curated record.
AUGUCUGACGAACAGAAGCCUACCGCCAACGUGGAGGCCGAGAAGGACGUCCGGGAUGUCCUCGCUGAACUGAAGGGUGAGAACACCAAGCCCGAGGGAGCUACCAAGGAGGACGACGAAGCGCGUAUUGUCGCCGAAGCCGCCAAGCUGGGCGAGAAAUCUGAGAAGUCACAAGAAAAGCCUCACCAGCGCGAUGGUGGCCGUCCCCGCCGCAACAUGAACAAUGCGCGAUUCGACCCGUCCACUCUGGAAGAGACCGAUGACCCAGUGCAGAUUCGCAAGCAGGUCGAGUUCUACUUCUCCGACUCCAACCUUUUUAGCGACAAGUUCCUGAUGGGUCUGGUUGACGGCGCCAAAAACAAUGCCGUUCCCCUUGAAACCAUCCACUCGUUCAAGCGUAUGAAGCGCUUCCAGCCUUUCAGCGCUGUCGUCGAAGCUCUCAAGACCUCCGAGACUCUCGAGUUGACUGACAACGACACCGCCGUCAAGCGUAAGGUCCCUCUACCCGAGAAUAACGAUGACUCGAUCAAGGUUUUUGAGAACAAGGCCAUGGCCCGCAGCAUCUACGCCAAGGGCUUUGGACGCGAAGAGGGCAGCACCCAGUAUGACAUUGAGGCCUUCUUCGCUCCUUACGGACCAAUUAACGCUAUUCGCUUGCGUCGUGGUGAUGACAAGGGUUUCAAGGGCAGUGUUUUCGUCGAGUUCGCCACCGAAGAGAAGCAAAAGGAAUUCCUGGACCUUCCGGAGAAACCCAAGUGGAAGGGCAAGGAUCUGAUUAUCAAGAGCAAGAAGCAGUACUGUGACGAGAAGGUAGAGGAGAUCAAGUCUGGCAAUGUCAAGCCCAGCCGUGGUCGGGGCGGUGGCCGCGGCCGCGGUCGUGGUGGCCGUGGUGGUCGCGGCAACCACCGUAACAACGACCGUGGUGACCGUAAUGACAACCGCGACUGGCGCGAACGCCGUGCCGAUGACCAGAAGAACGGUUUCAAGGACGACAAGGCCGAGGCCAAGAAGGAUGAACGUGGUGUCCCUGUGGUCGAGAGCACCGCUGACGCGGGCCAGAAACGUCCUCGCGAGGAAGAGGCCAACGGCGAUCACCCCGCUAAGAAGGUUGAUGCUAAGGAGUAA